Messenger RNA from Adineta ricciae, 468 nucleotides. The record is from the annotation of a GenBank genome assembly. Lineage: Eukaryota; Metazoa; Rotifera; Eurotatoria; Adinetida; Adinetidae.
AUGUGUCUCAUCAAUACGAUCGUUCCGAUGAUUGUGAAAUUGAAUUCGCUACUAAAACUAUGUCAGACACUUCGCGACGAACUUUGGCCACUUCUUGAAUCAUCAUCACCGAUUGAAGAUGCUGAUCUUUCAUGUUUUGAUUCGGAUGAAAACAUUCGUCAAUGUGGCUUGGUAUCCCGACCCGGCAUCUGUCAAGCUGCACAGCGAUUACGAAGAAAUAGUCGAACCAAACGUGGCUGUAAUAAUCAACUUUAUACCAAUGGCAAAUCGGUGACUGCAUACGAUUUUGGAAGUUUCGAAAUCCGAUGUAAUCGAUCAUUAUGUGAUGGUCCAUUGACAUUUCAAGCUGUUAAAGAUGUUAUGUUCAAAUACAAUAUAACCAAAACAGUCGAUGGUCAGUUAAGUCAAGGAAUACGUCAUUCACUAUCGUUCAUAUUCGUUAUUUUGAUUAUUAUCCAUUUAAUAUAA